AUGCUGACUAGAUUGAACAAGUCUUUGGAGUGGAAUGACAGUUUAUUGGAUCCUAGUUCCGAUUUAUAUCGAAAUUAUUCAGCUGAAAUUUGUAAUUUGCUUUUGGACAGCAUAUAUUCAACUUAUAUUGAGGGAAUAAUCAAUGUUAAUUGCACAGUUGUUGGCUUCUCGCGUGGAUCAGUUGUUGGAAAUGCAGUAUUAGUCAUCGACCAUAGUAGCACAAGUGGGAAUUUCUCAUCGACUGAAGUGACAAAAGACACUGUUCGCAAUGCUGUUGUGGCAUACAUAGCAGAAAUGGUUGCCAAUGGGUCGGAGCAAGUGUACUUCGAUACAUCAAGUGGCUUGACAGUAGAAACUGUAAUCCAUGUGGCAACCACUGAGGUGAUCACUGAAUCUCAGAAUAUCGAAGAUAACAAGACUACGGAAGGCAACCUCACGAAAACAGUAGUAAUCGCAGUCUCAUCAAUGCUGACUAGAUUGAACAAGUCUUUGGAGUGGAAUGACAGUUUAUUGGAUCCUAGUUCCGAUUUAUAUCGAAAUUAUUCAGCUGAAAUUUGUAAUUUGCUUUUGGACAGCAUAUAUUCAACUUAUAUUGAGGGAAUAAUCAAUGUUAAUUGCACAGUUGUUGGCUUCUCGCGUGGAUCAGUUGUUGGAAAUGCAGUAUUAGUCAUCGACCAUAGUAGCACAAGUGGGAAUUUCUCAUCGACUGAAGUGACAAAAGACACUGUUCGCAAUGCUGUUGUGGCAUACAUAGCAGAAAUGGUUGCCAAUGGGUCGGAGCAAGUGUACUUUGAUACAUCAAGUGGCUUGACAGUAGAAAAGACAACUGAAUUAAGCAAAACGACUUUCAGUACGAAAAAUAUACUAGAACUAUCAAUGACAGUGGAGGUUUUAAUAGGAAAUCAACAAACAAAUUGGAAUUCCGAACUGUCUAACAAAUUUUCUGAACUUUACAACAGUACUGCUGAAAACACCUGUGCUUCGAUAAAAGCCAGCCCUCGAUAUAUUACAUCAAUACAAUACACCGUACGUACUUGUACUGUUCUUCGUUUUUAUCCGGGUUCUGUGAAAUCUGAUGUACAGAUAAUUGUAGAAUACAUAAAUGACCUCAAUGUGACUCAAACACAAAUUCUGCAAGCAAUUCAGUUGGUUCGCAAUUAUAUGUAAUAGAUCUGUUAAAAAAUCAGUCAAUCGAUUCCAAUCGUAUAAUAUCACUUAAGUUAAUUAUGCAAAAAGAAACUUGUAGUACGAUCGCAUCAAAAUGUUCACCACAUGCUCAAUGCAUCGAGAGGUCUGACGGUGCCGUUUGUGUAUGUAACCCAAUGUGGAUAGAUUUAAACAUGCAACAGCCCGGAGAACAGUGUAUAAUAAGUCCAACUGUAAUAGCGCUAAUUGUUAUUGGAACAAUCCUAAUCAUAAUAAUAUUUGCCGCAGGAAUAUACUUUGCUCUUCGUACAGGCAGAAAUGGUCAACGUUUUAUACAUUCAUUUGCUUAGCAAAUAAAUAUAAUUUAAUAAUACUCAUUAUACAUAGAUCCGAAAAGAAAAU
Messenger RNA from Schistosoma mattheei, 1548 nucleotides. NCBI's taxonomy places the organism in Eukaryota, Metazoa, Platyhelminthes, Trematoda, Strigeidida, Schistosomatidae. The record is from the annotation of a GenBank genome assembly.